UGGAAGUUUGCUGUCAGUGAGACAUGAAUUAUUUUAGGUUCAUCUUUUUUCACUGGUCAGUAUUCUCUGUAUUAGUACUCUAUGUAGUAGUACUCUAUGUAGUAGUACUCUCUGCAGUUUCAGGUAUCAACAACCCAGUGAUCAUCAGUAGACACAGUCGGGGGAGGGGGGGCAUGUGAGGCAGUUCGAAGGAGGUCAGAGUCCUGACUGACUGGUUGGUGAAGGUUUUUAGAUUCAGUGGAAUUGUUUUUCUUAUUUGUCUCUGAUCAUAUCGGAGGUGAAAUAGGAUUCUUUAGAUUCUUUAGAUUCUUUAGAUUCGUCACGUGACUGAAGAAUCUGAUAUAUUAAAAAUAAGGUGCUUUACUUCGACUGUCGUGUUUUGACAUGACGGUGUGAUGUAAUGUUGGAAUUCACAUUAUUGGGGUCUGUUUCCUGCUGGUUCUCAUUGAAUAUCCUCACAUGUUCCCCACGUUCUUCUGGAAACAACAUUGUCCUCCAUAAAACAACUGCACUUAGUGCUGGAACACGUAACUGUCCGCGAGCCAGGACUGUUGUUCCACAUUUGUGCAACCGUCUCCUAAUCACAUCCAGAUGUGGAGCUUCAGACGCAGCUGCUCUCAGACCAGCCUGCCUCUCAGUUUGCAACACGUUUCCACCAAAUCUAAGAGUGCAGCAGUGGAUGGAGGUCAGUGGGGGGUUUGUAGAAACUCCAUUGGUGAACUGCUACUCCGCCUCUAAAAAGAAACCAGGAGCAGAACACAGACCUGCUGGUGUCAGAACGUCUGUGAUACUGAAACUGGAACCAUGAGGUCUUUCAUCCUGGUGACUCUGGGCUGGGUUCUGCUGCAGCAGACCCAGUGCAGCAGCAACGACAGGUCGAACUGCAGACCCUUCACGUCCAGUGUAUGUCAGGGGCUGGGCUACACCUCCAGCCUCCACCCGGCUGGGGCUCCGGGUUUUAUCCUGCAGCAGGUUGCACAGAUCGUGGACACAAACUGUUCCCCAGACGUCAAAACCUUGAUGUGUCGCGUGGCCUUACCUGAAUGCGGGUCGGACGACACACGGUCCAAACCCUGCCGGUCGCUCUGUGAGAAGGUGAAGACGGACUGUGAGUCCAAGCUCAGGGCCAGGAGACUCUUUUGGCCCACGAAGCUCCAGUGUGAAACCCUUCCAGAGUCCAACUGUGUCCAGGGUACAGACGUCGCUCCAACCCCUGCUGACCAGUGUCAGACCAUCGAAGUCCCUCUGUGCAAAGACCUCUCCUACUCUCGGACUGUGUUGCCCAAUCUGCUGGACCACAGAACCCAGGCCGAGGCCAGUCUCGAAAUGCAUCAGUUCUAUCCUCUGGUGAAGGUGGAAUGUUCUCCUCACCUGAAGACGUUCCUCUGCUCCGUCUACACGCCUGAGUGUGUGGCAGGAAUAGCCCGUCCUCCCUGUAGAACCCUGUGUGAACAGGCCCGGUCGGGCUGUGAACCGCUGAUGAACCGGUUUGGAGUCCAGUGGCCUGAAAAACUCAGCUGUGGGCUCUUCACCACCGGAUCAUGUGAUCAUACGGUGGAUCAGGAUCAGGAUCAGGUUCUUCAUCCUCUCCCUGCGAUGUGUCAGACCAUCGAAGUUCCUCUGUGCAAAGACCUCUCCUACUCUCAGACUGUGUUGCCCAAUCUGCUGGGCCAUAAAACCCAGGAGGACGCGGGCCACGAGAUCCAUCAGUUCUAUCCUCUGGUGAAGGUGGAAUGUUCUCCUCACCUGAAGACGUUCCUCUGCUCCGUCUACACGCCUGAGUGUGUGGCAGGAAUAGCCCGUCCUCCCUGUAGAACCCUGUGUGAACAGGCCCGGUCGGGCUGUGAAACACUGAUGAACCGGUUUGGAUUCCAGUGGCCUGAAAAACUCCGCUGUGACCUUUUGACCACAGAAUCAUGUGACCAUUACGGCGCGAGCACCACUGGGGGCAUCUGUGAGCCCAUCACCAUCCCUAUGUGUGGGCGUCUGAGCUACAACAUGACCAUCAGCCCCAACCUGCUGGGCCACAGCAGCCAGAGAGAGGCCGUGACGAAGAUGUCCUUCUUCAACUCCAUGGUCCAGACCGUCUGCUCCGCUGACAUCCGUCUUUUCCUCUGUAGAGUCUACGCCCCCCAGUGUGUGGCUGGGGAGGUGCAGUGGCCCUGCAGGAAUUUUUGUGAGCGGGCCAAACAGGGCUGUGAGCCCAUUAUGAACACCUUUGGAGUUUCCUGGCCCACAGAACUGCAGUGUGACCGCUUCCCACAGCAGAUGUGUAUUUCUGAGGACAGCGCCUUACAGAUGCUGGAUGCUGAGGCCGUCCUGGCCAAACUGGAAGCAGGAGGUUUAUCAGUCAGUGGAAAAACCCUGACGCUAAGGACCGCCCAGCUGCUGAUCACCCUCAUGGACAGCAACAACAACGGAGACCUGGAUGACGUGGAGAUGUUUAAACUGGAACACUUCGUGGCCGUCAUCAGGAGAGAGUAUGUGGGGAGCAACGUCAGAGGAAGCCAGGCUACUCAAAACCAGCUGUGGAAGGCUCUGUCUGAUCGAGAACUGGUUGUAGAUGAUCAAACCUUCAGAACGCUGUGGCAGCAGCACGGGACCAGAAAUGGGAUAGACUAUGACGAGUACACAGCUGUCCUGACCAAACUCUUGAUACUCAGAGAGCGUUUCCAGGCUCAUCUUCUCUCUCUACCCUGUGACUGCCAGGUUGCCAGCUUUUCGUUCAAGCAGUUUAUGAAAUCAGCAAUCGUCUGAAAAGAAGAUGUAGAACAUCAGACAUCCCUCCAUCCAUCCACGAUUUUACCUUUACACAACAUAAAGACUUUUUUUUAAAAAAAAACUUCCAUUAAAAGUUUUAUUACUAAA
Molecule: messenger RNA, 2868 nt
Organism: Cynoglossus semilaevis (tongue sole)
Lineage: Eukaryota; Metazoa; Chordata; Actinopteri; Pleuronectiformes; Cynoglossidae
Exons: 11
Coding region: 805-2757 (650 amino acids)
Biological process (GO): canonical Wnt signaling pathway; non-canonical Wnt signaling pathway
Cellular component (GO): plasma membrane
Molecular function (GO): Wnt receptor activity; Wnt-protein binding
Source: RefSeq, a predicted model, not a curated record